CACACUUGCCUUUGCCCACUUCUGCUCUGUCAGUGAGAAAACUCUAAAAGUUAAAAUGUUGUUGGAACUUGCUGGUGUUCUGCACUUGAUCUUUCUGAUACACGCUCAAGGUUCCCCUUUUCAGAAACCCUGGGCUGUGACAUGUGAUGAUGAAAGCAUCUGUACAUUGGAAACGUCACAUGUGUUCAUUAAGUGCUCUUACACACACACCAACAUCCACACUGUGAUCUGGUUCAGUCCUAAACAGAAAAAUAAAUGGAAGAAUGAGAAUUAUCCAGAGGAUCUAGCUUUGGACUCAGACUUUGCUGGGCGUGUGAAUCACAUAGAGACCCUAAACUCCAGCACGUUGUCAAUAAGAGACGUGAGACUGGGAGACUCUGGAGAAUAUCGCUUCAUGCUCGUCACAGCAAACGGAGAGAAAUAUCUCAGCUCGAUAGCCGUGAAUCUAACAGUGACAGAUCUGCAGGUGAGGAUACAUCCUGGCAUCACAGAACAGGUAUUAAAUCUUACCUGUAGCACACAUUGCAGACUGACUGCAAAAUGGAACACCUGGUGGAAGAAUGGCAAACGUAUAAAAGCUCACCUAAAUGCUGAGCCUCUUCUCUUAUCUGCUGGUGAUGGAGGCAGCUACUUCUGCUCACUCAAAACCAAAAAUAAGGUGAUCCAUUCCCCUGCAGUAUGUGUCUGGGAAAAGAAUUGUUGGAAUGUGAUUUAUGCACAGAGAAGAGUGUGUGCUUUCAAAGGUUCAUCUGUGAACUUCCCCUGCACUUACUCAUAUCCCAGUGGACAAAAAGUCAAUGAAAGCUACUGGAUGUUCAAUCAGAAUGACGUGAGGCUCUUGGAGCAGUUUGCAGGUCGUGUGGAGUUUGUUGGAAAUAAAGAGAAUAACUGCACUCUAAGACUGACUGACCUUAAAGAGAGCGACUCUGGAGAUUAUCGCUUUCUCUUCACCACUGAUACCACCCAGCCAGUCUUCAGUAGCUCACUCAGCAUCCAGCUGAUUGUUACAGAUGUUCAGGUCAGGGUGAGAUCUGCCAACAUGUCCGAGGGACAGACAGUAACACUGAGCUGUAUCACCAGCUGUACUCUCCCCUACCAUACAUUAAGCUGGUACCAGAAUGGCCAACGUGUAAUGAACAAACUCACCAAACACAACAAUAUUUAUCUGGAUGUACUUAGCUACAAGGAAAAGGACAAUUACACAUGUGCUGUAAGAGUCAUUGAAGCUAAGAGCUAUACAGCAGCUUCAGGAGGUGAUGGGUGGUGGAUUCAGCAUGCUAUAUGGGCAGGAGGGGGAUUCAUGGCUGUAUUAACUCUACUUAUUGCCGUUCAGCUUAUCAGGAGGGCAAGACGAACAGAGAAUGAUACAGAUAUCCAGGCUGUAGAGGUUUCACUAACAGACACCUACACUUCUCUAAGCCCUGCAAACCGGUCCUCUGAGUACAGCACACUGUUUGCUUAUUCAAGGAUAACGAGCAGGACAGAAAGAGAUGCACACAGUCAGGCUGCAAAGGCUUCGGGCAGUACGGUAGAGAGAAAAGUCUCAGACUCAGUGUAUGAAAAUGUAGAAUGCAAGAUGUAGAAUUUAAGAACUGGUCCACGUUCAAUAUACAAGUUUUGAACUGACCACACCACACAUGAUUUUAAUUCAGUAUGUAAAAUGGAGUGUUAACAAUUUAACUGAUUGCAAUUCCAAAAUUUUGAAUUGGGAUUUAAUCAAUUCUAACAUAUGGUUUAUAGUAUAACCUGUAAUAAAAUAAUGUGUAAUUUAUAUCAAGUUGUUUCAAUGUCAGCAGUAAAACAACAACAAAAUAAUAAUUAGUUUAGCAGCAAAGAACAUCCAUCAGUUAAAAGUAUACAAAAAACAUGAAUCUGGCACGUACAGCUAUGAGACUUAAAGAUAAGAAUAUAACGAUACCAAAAAUGAUCAAACCAAUACAAAUCACAACACCUUAACUUGCGCAGACCAUUUUAACAUAUUCUUUUAAGUCUUACUCCAUGAUAAACAAAUCAAACAAUGAUAUAUUUUAAAAAAAAUACAUGUGAUAUAUGAUAUAUAUUUAUGUCAUAUUAUAUGUUUUGAAUUCAAUACAUUUCAGUUUGAUUUAUAUAGAGCUUUUUCACAAUGGACUUUGUCACAAAACAGCUUUACAGAUAUAAAUUGUAUAAAUAUGCUUACUUAAAUUCAAAUCCAAGGAUGGUCCACAUCAGAUGUGACUGUAUUUUUUACAAUCCCACUCUCAUCCCCUCCUGAAGGAAUUACAUUUUUGUAUCUACCUGUGAUAUUUUCCAUAAACCUAUGCUAAAUUGGUUCUAUUUUCCAAAAUAUAAACAAAUUUAACACAGAUUUAAACCACAGCGACCCUAAUAAGGAUAAAACAUAUAUCGGAGAUUAAUGAAUGAACAAAGUAAAUGUGCCAGUGUUAAUAAGCAUUGCCUUUAUUUAUGGCCUUUAUUUGCAGCAUGGCCUUGUGAGCUUCAUAUCUGAUCUCACACUCCCGGCAUCAUGAGAGUAAAAAUCCGUUCUCGAAGUACACCUCUAAUAUGCACCAUACCUGAAUGAUAAACCUCAGGUUGUCACACCGCUCCAUGUAAUACGUCACUGAUCCUCAAGAGGAUCUUCCUCUACUGCCAUUGGCUGAUAUCUUCUUUUUUUCAGCGAGUGUGAUGCUGUGGACCUUUACUUUAAUUUCGGUGUGACUGUUUGUCACCUUAAUCUUGCACUGUUCCUUUACAUUACCCUGCUGUUAUUGUCUGCCUGUUUGAACUGCUUACCACUUUGGAUCAGCUUUUUGGCUCUGGAGUUUGUGCUUUUUAUUUAAUUUAAUAAAGAUUCUUGCCAU
Pangasianodon hypophthalmus (striped catfish) is the source of this 2843-nucleotide messenger RNA. Its product is annotated as SLAM family member 6. The coding region runs from base 56 to 1582 and encodes 508 amino acids. The transcript has 11 exons. The record is from RefSeq and is a predicted model, not a curated record. Lineage: Eukaryota; Metazoa; Chordata; Actinopteri; Siluriformes; Pangasiidae.